AUGCGCAAAGUCCCGGAAUUUGUUAAACUUCCGCCGUACGCCGUGACUGGAGUGCCAGCGUUCCCUGCACCGGGUAUUGAUCUGAAGGACGAUCGUGAAUUGGAAUCCAUGAGAAGAGUUGGAGCUCUGGCAAGGGCAGCAUUAAAUGAAGUCAAGCGUCACAUCCAACCCGGUAUUACCACGGAUUACUUGGAUUUGGUGAUUCAUGAGUUCGGCAUGAAAGCGAAUGCGUAUCCUUCCACUCUGAAUUAUCGGGGGUACCCAAAAUCGUGUUGUACAUCGGUGAACAAUGUUGUUUGCCAUGGAAUUCCGGACGACAGGCCAUUAGUAUCUGGAGACCUGAUAUCUGUGGACGUAACUUUCUAUCUGGACGGUUUUCACGGUGACUGUGCGGAGACAUUUCUAGUCGGAAACGUUGAUGAACAAGGUAAACGAUUAACCGAUGUGGCGAAACGCUGUCGAGAUGCCGCAGUGAAUGCGUGUGGUCCUGGUGUUCCACUCAGCAAAAUAGGAGACGUUAUUGAGGAAAUUACCGACGCCGAGGGCCUCACUAUUCUUCCGAUGUUUGCUGGCCAUGGCAUCGGCUCUUACUUUCACGGCGCUCCGGAUGUUCUGCAUUUUCGAAACGAUAAUGCCCAAGUGAUGUGUGAGGGCAUGACCUUCACGAUUGAACCAGCUGUUGGACAGGGUACCGAAGAAGUGGCCAUAUUGAGUGAUGGAUGGACUGCCGUGACGAGGGAUGAUUCUCGUGCUGCUCAAUUUGAGCACACAGUGGCAAUCACCGCUCACGGCGUAGAAAUUUUAACUCCAUAUUGAUGAGUGAUUCUGUGCAAUAAAUUAUGUUGAUGUAGACUAA
This is a messenger RNA of Notodromas monacha, 856 nucleotides long. The record is from the annotation of a GenBank genome assembly. NCBI's taxonomy places the organism in Eukaryota, Metazoa, Arthropoda, Ostracoda, Podocopida, Cyprididae.